Molecule: messenger RNA, 1284 nt
Organism: Culex pipiens pallens (northern house mosquito)
Lineage: Eukaryota; Metazoa; Arthropoda; Insecta; Diptera; Culicidae
Gene: BORCS6
Product: BLOC-1-related complex subunit 6
Exons: 3
Coding region: 177-1001 (274 amino acids)
Biological process (GO): lysosome localization
Cellular component (GO): BORC complex
Source: RefSeq, a predicted model, not a curated record
GUUGUGAUCAAAACAAAACAGAUGCAAAUCACUGAGCAAGUCAAUAACAUUUAAAAUGCUUCAAAAAUUCUGAAAAUUCAGAAAUUGUAUAAAAGUGACAACAUAUCGCAGCCAAAAUCUAGUCAUUUUUGUUGGUUGGUCACAAAAAUCAAACAGUCCCAACCCUACGGAUCACAAUGUCCACCAAUGGAACCAGAAACCCAUUUAUCGAUCCAUCCCGCAGUAGCGCAAUCGGACCCGAUCCCGACGCAUCCGAAGACCCGGACGACAUUCCGGCGGCAAUGACGGAGUCGUACAGUGAAAUCGCAUACACGCAAAACUUUUUCGGCUCCGGAAGUGCAACCGAUCCGACCGGAGGUGAUGACCCCGCCACCGGUCCAGACGGUUCCGGAUCGUCCUCUUCCUCUUCGUCGCAAACUCGCAGGCGACCCGAUUCACUAAACUGUGACAAACGGAAAGAUGCAUCGUUCCCGUACAAUCUGGAGGGCCAUGUUCGAGUCGAUGGUAACAUGACACACUUUGUGGCGGAAAACCUGGAGUAUAAAAUUAAGCUGGCCAGCCCGGUGACGGUGACGCGCAAGGAUUCGUCCAACUCGCGCCAGAGCACUCCCUCGGCGGCCACUGGAGGAACGAGCGCCGCAGGCAGUUACGGCCUGCUGCCAAAGCCGUUCAUGGCUCCGCCGCACCUGAACCAGAUCGAUGCGAACGCCCUCAACGAAAUUGAACGCGAAGCCCAGCUGCUGGCCGCCUCGGUGGAUAAUCUGACCGAGAGUUUGUGCUCGGUGCUGCACUCCAUUUCAUCGAUUACGGCGGACAACGUGGAAAUCUACAAGAAUUCCGUAACGAAGAUGACCGACUGCAUGGACUCGAACAUCAAGUGCAUGUACACGAUUAUGGCCAAAGCGGAGGAGAUUUCGAAAGCGAUCAAGCCGGCGGAAGCGCUCGCAACCAGAAUACGCGAGAUCAAGCGAUUGGUGGACAUGUUCGAGAGCAACGUCUAAGAAUCCGAGGACCACACCACACAUUCCGUAUUCGCGCUCUCUUAGGCGAGAUGGCCCCGGUUGGCCGGCUGGCCGGCCGUUCGACGAGGUCACAUGUGAUUAUUUGUUCUGUAGGAAUUAACGGUAUAUGUAUUUAUUUUAGCCUAGUUGGAUGACGCAUUAGCUGCUUUUAGGUUGUUUUAAGGUCUAACUGUUGUUCUGUUGUUUGAAAAUAGAUAACUACAAUGCACUGUAUGAUUAUGACGUCGAAUUAUUCGCUAUUAAUAAUAGUUUUAAUGGAAAA